AAGUGCAUGUUCUCUGUUUUCCAGAAGUCUGGUAUUUUUGUCACAGUGUGCCGUCAUGGAUUCCUUUUGUCCAUAUGCGACAUGUUUUUCAGGAUGAAAUAUCUGCUGGUGACAAUCAACAAAUUAAUGGACAUUUUUACUAAGCGGUUCCUUUACAGCUAUGAUAUCAAAUGCACGUUCCAUUCCAUCCUUCAAUGCUCAUCCUUAGGACCUGCUGUACGAAAUAUUGGUAUUGAGGGUGUUGUGCCUGGAUUCUAUGGACAUGUCCAUAACCAUCUCUGUCAAGUUCAACAUCACUCUAAGUUCAUGCUUGGUGCUGGCAAAGAGGACUUCAAGACUUGUGAAUGA
Messenger RNA from Suillus fuscotomentosus, 348 nucleotides. RefSeq lists its product as uncharacterized. The annotation marks the transcript as partial. The record is from RefSeq and is a predicted model, not a curated record. The transcript has 2 exons. NCBI's taxonomy places the organism in Eukaryota, Fungi, Basidiomycota, Agaricomycetes, Boletales, Suillaceae.